UAGGGCUUCUCGCUAUGGUAUACUCAAAUAAGUAGUUCUCAUCGAGCUUAUAUUGUUUUGGAAUCUAUCUUAAUUGAUUGAGUUCGUGUGUGUAUAUUAACUUUAUUAAGAGAGUGAGAGAAAGAGAGAAAAGAGAGACUAUGGGGGUGUUUUUGAGAAGGGGCUGGAUAGUGGCGUGUGUGUUUAUGUUACUGAUGUCGAUUCAAGUGUUGGGAAAAUUAUCUAGCAUAGAUGAUCAUGCCAAAGGCAAAAACCGACAUCACAAUAACAAAAGAGACGGUGCUGGUGGAGGUGGAGGUGGAGGUGCUGGAGGUAGUAUUGGAGCAGGAGGUGGUGUUGGCGGUGGUAUUGGAGUUGGAGGAGGCAUAGGUGGUGGUGGUAGUGCUGGUGGAGGAGGUGGUAUUGGAUCCGGAGGAGGAGUUGGAAGUGGCAGUACUGGUGGUAGUGGAGGAAGCUGUGCUGGUGGUCAUGGUGGUGGUGGACAUGGUAGUGUUGGUGGUGGACGUGGUAGUGGUGGUGGUGGUGCUGGUGCUGGUGGAGGUGUAGGUGGAGGUGGUGGCGUAGGAGUUGGAGGGGGAUUUGGUGGUGGUGUAGGUGGAGGCGCUGGUGGAGGUGGAGGCGCUGGUGGAGGUGGAGGCGGCAAUGUUGGUGCAGGAGGACGUGGUGGUGGACGGGGUAGUGGAGGAUCUGGUGGUGCUGCAGGUGGAAGUAUUGGCGGUGGAGGUGGUGUUGGAGGAGGUGUUGGUGGUUCAGUUGGAGGUGGUGCUGGAGGAGGUGUUGGUGGUUCGGUUGGAGGUGGUGGUGGUGCCGGAGGUGGAGUAGGUGGUGGUGCUGCAGGUGGAAGUAUUGGCGGUGGAGGUGGUGUUGGAGGAGGUGUUGGUGGUUCAGUUGGAGGUGGUGCUGGAGGAGGUGUUGGUGGUUCGGUUGGAGGUGGUGGUGGUGGUGGUGUCGGAGGUGGAGUAGGUGGUGGUGCUGGAGGUGGAGUAGGUGCUGGUGCUGGUGGCUUUGGUGGAGGUGGUGUUGGAGGUGGUGUUGGAGGUGGAGCAGGUGGCUUUGGUGGAGGUGGUGCUGGAGGUGCAGUAGGUGGUGGUGCAAGUGGUGGUGCUGGAGGUGCAGUAGGUGGUGGUGCAAGUGGUGGUGCUGGAGGUGGUGUUGGAGGUGGAGUAGGUGGUGGUGCUGGAGGUGGAGGUGGUGUUGGAGGUGGAGUAGGUGGUGGUGUUGGAGGUGGUGCUGGUGGUGCUAUAGGAGGGGGUGUUGGCGGAGGUACAGGUGGCAGUAUUGGUGGAGGAGGUCGUGGUGGUGGACGUGGUAGCGGAGGAGCUGGCGGUAGUGUAGGAGCUGGAGGAGGAAUUGGUGGUGGAGUUGGUGGAGGAGGCCGUGGUAGCGGUGGAGCUGGCGGUGGAGGAGGACUUGGUGGUGGUGGUGCUGGCGGUGGUGUAGGAGCAGGAGGAGGAGUUGGCGGUGGUGCCGGUGGUGGAGUUGGAGGUGGUGCAGGUGGCAGAGUAGGCGCUGGUGGUAGUGCCAGUGGUGGAGUUGGAGGUGGUGCAGGUGGUGGAGGCGGUCUUGGCAGUGGUGUUGGAGGUGGUGGAGGUGGAGGACUUGGCGGCGGUGGUGGUAUAGGUGGUGGUGGAGUAGUGGGAGGUGGUGUAGGAGGCGGAGCUGGGGGAGGGGUUGGAGCAGGAGGAGGAGCUGGGGGAGGAGUUGGAGCAGGAGCAGGAGCUGGUGGUGGUGGUCUAGGGGGUGGAGGAGGAGUCAGCGGUGGUGUAGGAGGCGGAGCAAAUGUUGGUGUAGGAGUUGGAGCUGGAGGCGGUGCAGGAGGAGGUAACCGAAGACAUUAAGUUGGAAAGGGUAGUGAGCGUUAACAAUUUGGUACUCCAUGCACGUACUUCUAUGCAUGUUUAAUAUUAGUAAUGAAUAAAACAAGCCUGUAAAGGAAAUCGACUGAUGUAGUCCUUUCGACUUGGCAAUGGAUCAAAAGCAUAUAUAUAGACUAGUCCACUUAUCGAUAA
Molecule: messenger RNA, 2009 nt
Organism: Raphanus sativus (radish)
Lineage: Eukaryota; Viridiplantae; Streptophyta; Magnoliopsida; Brassicales; Brassicaceae
Product: glycine-rich cell wall structural protein
Exons: 1
Coding region: 141-1838 (565 amino acids)
Source: RefSeq, a predicted model, not a curated record